GGGGGGGGGGGGGGAUUUCAAAUCGAUUUUUUUGCCCAUUUUGCUACUUGAAAUUGUUAAUAUUUAUUGAUUUUAUUUUAUUAAAAGCUAUUUUUGACUUUCAAAUAAUCCAGAAUAAUCAUCAUUGGCAAGUUUUUAAAUUUACUCCAUUUCACAAACCAUAAUUUAUUAUACUCAAAAUUGUUAUUGAUAAUAUAAACCGUUACAGUAAAGCUGGAAUUACCAAAUUGGUUUAGUUAGUUUUAUAGAUCCAUUAGGAUAUUUAUUUUUUAUAUUUGUUAAAUAAUUAUCCGUUCAGAUGCACGUAAAUUUGUUUAAAAUUUAAUGUUGUUGAGGAGUGAAAUGCAUAUUUGAAUUUCAAAUUAGCAAAUGUGGAAAAACUUAAUGAGGAUUGUCACACGCUGACAAAGGAGGAAAUGAUGGAGUCAUGAGGCGCAUUAGCACCAAGUUGGGACGAGGCGCGAGCGGGAACCAUUUGUCUGCCCGCGUGUUUCAGUUGGUGUCAAAGGGGUGCCCAAAAUAGCCUGGAGAGAGGAGUGGCCGCAUUUUGCUUUCGUCCUCAGUGCCUAAUUCGAAAAGCAGAGAGUGCUUUGUGAUAAGACAUAUUAUCAGAUGGAUUAUUGUGCCGUGUUGGGACCUGGUUGUGGUGUGCCUUGGGAGGGAUUCCAGUUGUCUGGAUCGUGUGAUGUAGAACGAAAGAGAUGCACCAGCAGGGGUGCUCCGGGGAGCAGCAGGCCACUCUCGAAGGCCAUGGACAACUGCCGACAGACAUUAUUUUUCACGUGGCUAGAGACAAGGACCGAGAGUUGUACCUGAGAUUUAUCAGCAUAAGGCUAAACCAAGUGCUGAGUGGGAAAAGGCUGUCUCAAAUGACGAAGACUUACAAUGACCCAGAGGCUGUCACCAGACUCCUCGAAGAGAAAGAGAAAGACUUGGAGUUGACUGCUAGGAUAGGCCAAGAGCUUUUAGCCCACAACAACCAGUUAGAGGCACAGGUUGCCGCCCUUGAAGUGCAGCUCAAAGAGCAGCAUGACCAGUUGGUGCAAACCCAACAUGAGCUGCACAGCAAAGCAGAACUAUUGGCCAUCAUAGCUGCAGAAGAUGAUCCUACAUCAGACCCCAACACGCCGACUGCAACAAAGUCCAUUUCAGUGGACCUCCUUCAAAGGAAGGUGGCCACUUUGGAGGUGCAAAACACCCUUUUGAAAGCUGAGGCCACCCAGAUUGCCAACGAAACUGCAGUUGUUGAAGAAAAGGAAAAGCAGCUGCUUGAUGAUAUCACCACACAAUUAACUUCUGUGAACAGGGAGAGAAGCAAUCUCGCAGAGGACAACGCUAAGUACAAAGAGGAAAACAGGGUGCAGCAUGAAGAAAUUAGAUCUCUCCAAGCCAGACUGGCCAGUCUUAAGGAAUCCAACUCCGAACUAACCAAUGACAACACUUUUCUAGCCCAGCAGGUAGCCACCACUAAACAAACACAGGACUUGCUUUGUGCUGAAAUCUUGGAGUUGAAGGAACAGUACGCUCAGGUUCUUGGCUUAUUGAAUGAGGCGCAAGACCAGAUCCGGAAAAUGAGGAAAAAGCAGCUUCCUACUGCAAGACUAGGGGCUGGUGAAGGAUUCCAAGGCAAUUAUCUAAACUCCAGUAGUCUCAGUUCCAACCUCGGUGCCGAAUUGGUGACCUCGUUGGUUUCUGACUCCAGUCUUGAUUCUGGUAUCAGCGUUGGAAAACCCCAAGUUCCAAGCUACAGAAGAGUCUUUGAAACGGUCCGUUCCGCCUCCAGAGCCGCCUCCAACGCCAGCACUAAGAGCCACAGUCCUGCCAGUCACAUGUUCAACCAUAACUCUUCUACAAUGCUUACUUCAACCUCGUCCAGUGGCCCCAAAAUGUCCUUGGGAAUUUCAGGUCCUUCAUCUGGGUCAUCUUGGCCUGCGCCUCCAAUGGCCCAUGAACCCGUGUCUGACAUUCUGAGCCUCAGAAGCUCUGAAGUCUCUUUGUCUGAGGAGAUGGGAAUAUCUGCACCUCAACUGGGUAUUCCAGGGCAACCAGGGUCACUUGACUUCAAGGUAGCCUUAGGAAAUAUUACUGCACAGGAUGUUUUGCUCAAACGUCAAAGAAUGGGGCUAGUGGACAUCGAUGGAGAUUCAUUUUCAAGUGAAAGUUACCAACUGAUGUGCCGAACGCCCGACUCAAUCAUGUCCACCGGAAGCAGUCACCUGACCAACACUUCGUGGAAGCUUCCGGAGAAGCUGCAGAUUGUGAAGCCCAUUGAGGGCAGCAUGACCCUGCACCACUGGUCGCAGCUCGCUAGACCCAGCUUAGGCUCCUCGCUGGACGAGAGACCUAGAGUGAUUGCAAGAGGCCAGUCAACCACCAGCAGUGGUGUCCUAACAAGAUACACCCUGGAUGAUCUUGAAGAGGACGACCUGGACGAGAGUCUAUGUCUUGGAAAGCAGUUUGAGUCGACAGGAAUGACUUACACUUACACAAAUUCAACUGUGAUGCACCCAGAAGACCACACCCAAGUCACUUCAAGUUAUUCUGGACUGCAAAUGUCUGCUGGAGCACCAAUACUGGAGACCUUGACUCCUUCGAACCCGAGCUUGUUGAGCAGAAGAAACUCGACAUCCACCUUCUCGACCUCCCUUGGAUUGGCCAAGCUGUUGAAUGAGCGGGGAAUCACAGCAGCUGUAGACUCUCCAGAUGCUUCAACAUGCACUACACCCUGCAAUAGUCCCGAGAGACCAUCGUCCCCUGUAUCAGGAUUGUAUCAAAUGGGUUUCUUUGCAAGUGGUGCCGAAUUCUUCAGGAGGAAGCUGGAUGGGUCCUAUCACAAAAGUCACAAGAAGUCAACUGGCAAAGAGAUUGCUAAUAUUCGGUUGGUAGACAAAAUUGAAGAAAUUGGUCUAGAGUCAAUUUUAAAGCCAAUUGAGUCCUCCAACGAAGAUAGAAAAUUAAGUUUGCAAGAUGGAAGGGAACACAGGAGGCUGCCUGACUCGGACAUAGUUCAGUGUUCCAUGUAGCACGAGGAGACUUCUGGCCAAGUCGAGUAGAUUUGGCCAGAAGUCAACCAUUGCUUGUUAGCAAAAUCAGGGCAGCUCAAAUUAUUAAACUCUGUGAUUUAAGGAUGAUAUUUAGAAUGAGUCAGCGGAGGGAAAUUUACCAAAAUUUGAGUUUUACCAAAUUCUGGAUAAGGUGCUUUGACAGCAUCAAUUAUAUAAUUGAAACCCUCUAUAGAAAAUAGAAUUGUGCGUUAGAUCAGUGGCACCAGCUUACGGCAACAGAUAGACGUGCAUUUUACUGUUAGAAGUUGUAAACCUUCUGGUUUGAAAAAAAUAUUAGCUUUCUCAUCUCAGGUGCCACUGAAUAUUUUUGAAAAUGAAACUACAGCUUUAGUUAAAUCUAUUGUGCUGCAUUAUAGGCUGAUAUUUACAUUUGGAAUUAUGUAGAUAAUUUUCUUGUUAAGUACUGAAAAUUUAUCACAAACUGUUAGUUUGCCAGAGAAAAAAAUUUGAUUGUAAAAGAAUCGUUUUAUAUAUUUGAACAAGAGCAAACGUUAUUUAUUUCAAUUAUCUAGAGACUGCCAAACUGCAAGUCGUUAUUAUUGUUAGUGGUCCACAAAUGCAGGAGAGAGAGAGGACACAAAUAUAGUUCAAGUAUGUCUCUUGGUUGUCAUUUAAUAAAUUAUGUUAGUGAUUACCAAAUAGUGUUGCAUAAUAAACAGCUUUUCAAAUCAAGA
This is a messenger RNA of Neocloeon triangulifer, 3739 nucleotides long. RefSeq names its product trafficking kinesin-binding protein milt (gene milt). The transcript has 13 exons. The record is from RefSeq and is a predicted model, not a curated record. Bases 702 to 3023 code for a protein of 773 amino acids. NCBI's taxonomy places the organism in Eukaryota, Metazoa, Arthropoda, Insecta, Ephemeroptera, Baetidae.